GCUCCGAAACCAGUCCCGAGGCAAGCGUUUCCAGCUGGGGUCUGUUUUCCAGCUGAAGUUCAGCCCCCGCGAGGCAGAGAUAAUGAAGCACGUUCGUUAGGACCCGCCACCCCACGGGGUCGGGCGGGAGGCGAGGCAGGAGCUGGAGCCACCUGGGAUUUGGGCUCUGGAGCACAGGACCACAUGGGUGAGGGGAGACGAGAGACGAGCCUGGCACGGACAGCAGGCGGCCCGUGUAGGCCAUGGCGUCCCCGUCGCGGCGGCUGCAGACGAAGCCGGUGAUCACCUGCCUCAAGAGCGUCCUGCUCACCUACACCUUCGUCUUCUGGGUGUCGGGCAUCGUGCUGCUGGCCGUUGGCGUCUGGGGCAGGGUGAGCCUGGCCGUCUACUUCUCCCUGCUGGACGAGAAGGCCACCAAUGUCCCCUUCAUCCUGGUGGGUGCCGGCACCGUCGUCGUCCUCCUGGGCACCUUCGGCUGCUUCGCCACCUGCCGUGGCAGCACCUGGAUGCUCAAGCUGUAUGCCAUGCUCCUGUCCCUCAUCUUCCUCAUCGUCCUGGUGGCCGCCGUCGUGGGGUUCGUCUUCAGGCAUGAGAUUAAGACAAACUUCGAGAGUAACCUCAACCUGGCCUUGAGGGACUACAACGUGACCGCGGAUCAGCACAGCGAGGCCGUCGACACCAUCCAGAGAACCCUGCACUGCUGCGGGGUGCAGAACUACUCGGACUGGGAGAGGACUGAAUACUUCACCCAGAGGGGCAUCCCCCGGAGCUGCUGCAAGAGCCAGGACGACUGCUCAGAGGAGGAUCUGAAAGACCCAAACAAAGCCAAGCUGAAAGUGUUUGUGGAUGGUUGUUUUUGCCUGGUAACGUCAACGAUGGAGUCAAAAAUGAGCAUUGUGGCUGGAAUCUCCUUUGGCAUUGCGUGCUUCCAGUUGGUUGGCAUCAUUCUUGCCUGCUGCCUGUCCCAGUACAUCACAAACAAUCAGUAUGAGAUGGUGUAGCUGGCCCCCAGCACGCUGUGGCUGUGGCCGGGGUAUGCUCUCCGCAGCCGGGGAGGAUGCCACCACCUCCAGUUUUCCUCUGGAUGCCGCUUUGUGAAAUCUUGUUUUGAACUGACUGAUCUUCUUCUCAACUAGCUCGUAGAAACGAGUGCAGCAGCUGUCCUGGUGCGCUCAGGGACUUGUCCUAACACUACUCUGCUGUGCCACCGCGUGGGAUAAUUAGUGUAGCUGCGGUGGUUACAGCAAGCGCGCUCCUCCGGGCGCCGCAGCCCCCGGCUCUUUCCUCGGCGGCGCGCUCAAGUGCUGUGCCAUGCGGAACCGACCGUGCUGGUGGCCUCGCGGGACUCCCAGUGCUCGUCUUCGGUGCUUCCGUCAGGAAAGCGAUGCUUCCGCUCAUCUCCAGCAGCCUCUUGACGUCCCCUCGCUCUCUGGACGUGGUUGCUCUCGAGAUGGGGCUGUUGCCACGUUAAAACACGGCCCUGCCUGCCUGAAGCCCUUGGCUCAGCAAGGUCUCGGCGUGUUGCCAAGCUCUCUCUCAUCCCUGCCUUGGGUUUUAUAUACUUUUUUAUAGUUGUACUUUUUUAAGUACAGGCUGUAGUGAUUCUUUGUAAGCUGUAGUGAGGUUUGGUGAUGUAGCUCCUGGUGCCUUUACCUUGGUAGGUGUCCUUGCACCAAGUCAGCUCUGACUUGAUUGUCAGUAUUAUAUGCUGCUUUAACUCGUUUUGUGUAUCGAGUAGAACUCUUUUGUCCUGAGAUACAAUAAAUAUUAAGAUAUUUUACUCUA
This is a messenger RNA of Gymnogyps californianus (California condor), 1785 nucleotides long. RefSeq names its product tetraspanin 6 (gene TSPAN6). The record is from RefSeq and is a predicted model, not a curated record. NCBI's taxonomy places the organism in Eukaryota, Metazoa, Chordata, Aves, Accipitriformes, Cathartidae. Gene Ontology annotation, cellular component: membrane. The coding region runs from base 243 to 1001 and encodes 252 amino acids. The transcript has 9 exons.